This is a messenger RNA of Apaloderma vittatum (bar-tailed trogon), 3587 nucleotides long. Its product is annotated as serine/threonine-protein kinase ATR-like. The annotation marks the transcript as partial. Gene Ontology annotation, molecular function: protein binding; protein serine/threonine kinase activity. The record is from RefSeq and is a predicted model, not a curated record. The transcript is spliced from 22 exons. Gene Ontology annotation, cellular component: nucleus. Gene Ontology annotation, biological process: telomere maintenance; protein phosphorylation; DNA damage checkpoint signaling. Lineage: Eukaryota; Metazoa; Chordata; Aves; Trogoniformes; Trogonidae.
GUACGACAUGACCUUGCCAGAAAAGUUUUUGAUUGCUGCAGUAUUAUGAUGAAGAAUGACUAUAAAGUGACAAUUUAUCUGCUUCCACACAUCCUUGUCUAUGUUUUGUUGGGAUGCAGUCAAGAGGAUCAACAAGAGGUUUAUGUGGAGAUUAUGGCUGUUCUGAAACACGAUGACCAGUCUACCAGGAGACUUGAAGACAGCGCAUCAGAUCUAAGUCAGCUGAGCACACAGACUGUGUUCUCCAUGCUUGAUCAUCUAACUCAGUGGGCUAGACAUAAGUUUCAGAUACUUAUUGCUGAGAAAAAUAAUAGCAAGUCUAGCAGAGACAGAGGUGAUUUAAAAACAUCAAGUGAAGACUAUGGAGAGUAUCAAAAUGUGACACGUUUUCUAGACCUCAUACCUCAGGAUGCACUAGCUGUGGCUUCCUUUCGCUCUAAGGCGUACACAAGGGCUGUGAUGCACUUUGAAUCAUUCAUCACAGAGAAGAAACAAAAUAUUCAGGAACAUCUUGGAUUUCUUCAGAAACUGUAUGCUGCUAUGCAUGAACCAGAUGGAGUAGCUGGGGUAAGCGCAAUUCGGAAAGCAGAACCAUCUCUCAAAGAGCAAAUCCUUGAACAUGAAAGUAUUGGCUUGUUAAGAGAUGCAACAGCCUGUUAUGACAGAGCUAUCCAGCUAGAACCUGAUCAGAUUAUUCAUUAUCAUGGUGUAGUGAAAUCCAUGUUAGGCCUUGGUCAGUUAUCUACUGUAAUUACUCAGGUCAAUGGAGUGCUUGCAAACAGGUCUGAAUGGAUUUCUGAAUUGAACACUUACAGAGUGGAAGCAGCCUGGAAACUGUCACAAUGGGAUUUACUGGAAAAUUAUUUGGCUUCGGAUGUGAAGUCCACUACAUGGAGUGUCAGACUAGGACAUUUGUUGUUAUCAGCCAAGAAGAAAAAUGAAGCAGCUUUUUAUGAAACACUCAAGGUUGUUCGAGCAGAACAGAUUGUACCCCUUUCAGCAGCAAGUUUUGAAAGAGGAUCCUAUCAGCGAGGAUAUGAACACAUUAUCAGGCUGCAUAUGCUGUGUGAAUUGGAACAUAGUAUUGGACCAAUGUUUCAGCAACUACAUGAUGACCAUGGUAGAGAUUCCCUGAAUUGGUGUGCUCGUAUUGAAAUGACUCAAAACUCUUACAGAGCCAAAGAACCCAUUCUAGCCCUGAGAAGGGCUUUGCUUAGUCUCAGUAAAAGCCAGGAUUACAGUGAGCUUGUUGGUCAGUGUUGGCUCCAGAGUGCUAGAGUUGCGAGAAAAGCUGGUCAUCACCAGACUGCUUAUAACGCUCUUCUGAAUGCUGGGGAAUCUACGCUCUCAGAACUUUACAUAGAAAGAGCAAAGUGGCUCUGGUCCAAGGGUGAGGUUCAUCAAGCACUCAUUGUUCUACAGAAGGGAGUUGAGUUAUGUUUCUCUGAAAAUAAAGCACAGUGCAAUAGCAAAAAUCAGCUCAUCCAUGGUCAGGCAAUGCUGCUAGUGGGCAGAUUUAUGGAAGAAACUGCUAACUUUGAAAGCAAUGCGGUUAUGAAAAAGUAUAAGGAUGUUACGAUUUUCUUGCCAGAAUGGGAAGAUGGACAUUUUUAUCUUGCUAAAUACUAUGAUAAAUUAAUGCCAAUGGUAACUGACAACAAGAUGGAAAAACAAGGAGAUCUGAUUAGAUACAUAGUUCAUCAUUUUGGGAGGUCUCUACAGUAUGGAAACCAGUUCAUCUAUCAGUCAAUGCCAAGAAUGCUCUCUUUGUGGCUGGACUUUGGAGCGAAGGCCUAUGAAUGUGAUAAAGCUAGUCGUUCAGAACGUGUUCAAAUGAAAAAUGAUUUAGCUAAAAUAAAUAAAGUGAUUACAGAGCACGCAAAUCAUUUGGCACCUUACCAGUUUCUGACAGCUUUUUCUCAGUUAAUCUCCCGAAUCUGCCAUUCUCAUGAUGAAGUCUUUGCAGUUCUGAUGGUGAUUGUUGCUAAAGUGUUUUUAGCCUAUCCACAGCAAGCAAUGUGGAUGAUGACUGCUGUGUCGAAGUCCUCUUACCCUAUGCGUGUCAACAGAUGUAAGGAAAUUCUAAACAAAGCUAUUCACAUGAAGGAAUCGUUAGGAAAAUUUAUUGGAGAUGCAACGCGUCUAACAGAUAAGCUGUUAGAACUAUGCAACAAACCGGUUGAUGGAAACAACUCAACAUUAAGCAUGAAUAUUCAUUUCAAAACACUUAAGAGAUUAGUAGAAGAGUACACAUUUAGUGAAAUUCUCAUCCCCUUACAAUCUGUAAUGAUACCAACUCUUCCUUCAAUUCCUGGUACACAUGCUAGCCAUGACCCUUUUCCUGGAUGCUGGGCCUACAUUGCUGGCUUUGAUGAUACGGUUGAAAUUCUUGCCUCACUUCAAAAGCCAAAAAAGAUCACCUUAAAAGGUUCAGAUGGGAAAUGUUACAUUAUGAUGUGUAAACCAAAAGAUGAUCUAAGAAAAGACUGUCGGCUCAUGGAAUUCAACUCCCUUAUUAAUAAGUGCUUAAGAAAAGAUGCAGAGUCACGUAGGCGAGAACUCCAUAUUCGAACCUAUGCAGUUAUUCCGUUAAAUGAUGAAUGUGGCAUAAUUGAAUGGGUGAACAAUACUGCUGGCUUAAGAAAUAUCCUGAUAAAGCUUUACAAGGAGAAAGGUAUCUAUAUGACUGGAAAAGAAUUGCGUCAGCAUAUGCUUCCAAAGUCAGCACCUUUGUCUGAAAAGCUGAAGAUGUUCAAAGAAGUCCUUCUGCCUCGUCAUCCUCCUCUCUUUCAUGAAUGGUUCCUUAGAACAUUUCCUGAUCCUACUUCAUGGUAUAAUAGCAGGUCGGCCUAUUGUCGCUCUGUUGCAGUUAUGUCAAUGGUAGGUUACAUACUUGGUCUAGGAGACCGUCAUGGUGAAAACAUCCUAUUUGAUUCUUUGACUGGUGAAUGUGUGCAUGUGGAUUUCAACUGCCUUUUCAAUAAGGGAGAAACUUUCGAAGUUCCGGAAAUCGUUCCUUUUCGUCUCACUCACAACAUGGUUAACGGAAUGGGUCCAAUGGGAACAGAAGGUCUCUUCCGAAGAGCUUGUGAAGUCACAAUGAGGCUUAUGCGUGAUCAAAGGGAGCCUCUAAUGAGUGUCUUAAAGACUUUUCUCCAUGAUCCUCUUGUGGAAUGGAGUAAACCUGUUAAAGGGAAUACAAAAGCACAGGUGAACGAAACUGGAGAAGUUGUCAAUGAAAAGGCCAAAACCCAUGUCCUUGACAUAGAACAACGGCUGCAAGGUGUCAUUAAGACUAGAAACAGAAUAAAAGGAUUACCCUUAUCUAUUGAAGGGCAUGUUCACUACCUUAUUCAAGAAGCAAGUGAUGACAACCUGCUCUGCCAGAUGUAUAUGGGCUGGGCUCCAUAUAUGUGAAAUUUGUUCACUUUCGAACAUCUUUUAAAAGAGAUGUAGCUAUAAUAUUCUUGAGAAGGUACUCAUCAGUGAUAAUUGGUUACUUCUGUAGAUUUCUGACUGUACCCAGCAGAACAGUCUUAAAAUCAAUCUGAAAUACGUGUAGAGUAUACAAUGCAUUUGCAGAUGUG